CGGGUCCGGCCUGAAGCGCGGCCCUCGGGGCUUCCCUCUCCUCCCCUCCCUUCCCCUGGGGUCUCCCCUUCCCGUGGGUGUCAGUUCUUCUCCUCCCCGGCGUCUGGUCUCCCCUCGGGGUCUCUCCUCCCAAGGUCUCCUCUUCCUGGGAGUCCCUUCUCCCCCUCCCCGGGAGUCUGGUCUCCCAUCCCCCUCCCGGGUCUCCCCUCCCCGGGGGUGUCCCCUUCCCGAGGAUGUCUUCUCCCCCUCCCUGGGGGGGCGGUGUCUGGUCUCUCCUUCCCCUCCCUAGAGGUCUCUCCUCCUCCUUUCCAGGGGUCUCUCCGCCUUCUCUCGAGGUUCCGUCCUCUUGGCCUCACUCAGCCCCCGCCCGCUCUCUCUUCCUCCGGGCUUUGCGCCGAGAGCGGUGCUGCACCUGAGCACCCUUUACCGGACCCCGCACCUGGCGGCGGCCCCGGGGUUGCGGGGAGGGCCGAUGGGGGUGCGGGCGGGAGCUGGCGAGGCUUCAGACACCGCGGGCCACUCGGUUGGACAGUCUACACUCUCCCGGCGCCUGAUCCUCGGGUCAGAUCUGCGGAGGAGCCGGCCCUCCACGAGCCCCUGGGGGUCCUGGCUCUGCGAGCCGCUCCCUGGUUCCCGUCGGACCUCACCCGUGGUCCCCGUUCACGGUGUCGUCCAGGUGUCAGGCGGCCCCGCCAGGUUCCAGGUCCCCUGGGAAAAGGACGCACGACGUGAGCCCCGAGUUUCCGCGUGAUUCGGGGACAGCCCGUCAUCCAGCUCCGGGGAGCCGCUACGAGGAGGGGGGCCUCGUGGAGGGUCGCUGCCUGUCACGGGGACAGGUGUACCCGUGAAUGACUCUAGCGCUUUCCUAAGGGUGGGAAGAUGCAAGGAUCCGGUCUGUAAAUGUUGUUCCUAGAGUGUAAUCGUCGAAGGGCCUGUUUUCCCAAAGCGCCAGGCCUCAUUCCGUCCUGGGCCUGCGCUCCCCUCGGGCUGCGCUGUGUGCGCCCGGCACCCCAUGGCUGGCCGGGGGAACCGGAUGGCGAAUAACGUAACUGAGUUCACAGCCUUUUUAUACGUUUUUCUGACCAUUUUUUCGGCCAGAGCGGCAUACUGUCUUACUGGUCCCAAAUUUCUUUUAUAAUAUAAAUUUUUGAAAAGACAGUGUCUCAGUGAUUGGAUUAUUAACGGAAUACUGGGUUUUUGUACAGUUUAAUUAACAUUAAAUACUUUAAAACUUUUUAUUGUCCGUAAGAAUUUUCUUCUUUCCUUCCUCUCCCCCUUUGUUCAGCUCAUUCUCCCAUUUUACUGAUUAGAAGUGAACCAUAAAUUGUAUUGUAAGUGCUUAUAAGUGCUUAUAAGUGCUUUAUCUUUUAAGAAGUAGACUUUGCGUCAUCUGACUUGUUAAAGUGUGAAAUAGGCUUUUCAGGUAAACUCCCCCACAGAUUACAUUGAGGUAGAUCGCUUCCACUGGGGGUUUCUUUGCUUCCUUCGAUCUUUCCACAAGUUCCCCCCUUUGUUUCCCGUUUUGUGCCUGGCCUGGAAGUUCUGGUGGCAUCAGGAAGAGAUACUGCAAACAACCCUCCUGCUUUCCUUUUUCCAGAGGCCCUGCACCCGCUAACCCUGAUCCUGCCCCAUCCAAGCGGCUCGCUCUGGAAUUCCUGCCUGGAGCUCCCAUACCAGCAAUGAGUCAUCGUUCAACUAUAUGUGUCAAUAAAUCUCUUUUUCAGCUGAAAAUGCGUAUCUCAAAUGCAAGCCCGACUUAGCAGGAGUCUUUGGACUGCCUUGCCCUGUCCCUAAAGUCGGAUCAUGAAGGUGCUGGGGAGAAGCCACCUGUGGGUGUGGCUCCCGUUCCUUCACCUGCUGGCCAGCGGCGCGGAGCACGAAGAAGCGGUGAGACACGCCAUCGAGUUGCACCGGCGCCAAGGGGCGGCCGUCACCCAGAGGAGACAGUGGGUCCUGGACGGUUGCAGAAAGCUCUCCGGGCUUCUUCGCCAAAAGGCUGUGGUUCUUAACAAACUGAAAAGUGCAGUCAGAGCAGUGGAAAAAGAUGCCAGCCUUUCGGAUGAAGAGAAGCUGUUUCAGGUGCACAUGUUUGAAAUUUUCCAGAAAGAGCUGAAUGAAAGUGAAAACUCAGUCUUCCAGGCCGUCCAUGGACUCCAAAGAGCCCUGCAGGGCGACUACAGGGACGUGGCCAACGUGAAGGAGAGCAGCCGGCAGCGCCUGGAGGCCCUGCGGAAGGCAGCCAUCAAGGAAGAGACGGAGUAUGUGGAACUUCUGGCAGCAGAAAAACAUCAGGCUGAAGUUCUUAAAAGCAUGCAGCAUCGGAACAAAAGUUUAUCCCUCCUGGAUGAGAUCCUUGAGGACGUGAGGAAGGCGGCAGACCGUCUGGAGAAGGAGACGGAGGAACGCGCUUUCGACGACAAUAGGUCGGUCAGAGGGGUCAACUUUGAGGCAGUUCUGCGGGUGGAAGAGGACGAGGCCGGCUCCAAGCAGAACCUCACGAACCGGGAGGUCGAGGAGGACCUGGGCCUGAGCAUGCUCAUCGACUCCCAGAAUAACCAGUACAUCCUGACCAAGCCCAGGGACGCCACCAUCCCGCGGGCAGACCCCCACCUCAUCAAGGACAUCGUCACCAUAGGGAUGUUGUCCUUACCAUGCGGCUGGCUCUGUACAACGAUAGGACUGCCGACCAUGUUUGGUUACAUCAUCUGUGGCGUGCUUCUGGGGCCCUCCGGACUCAACAGUAUUAAGUCAGUUGUGCAGGUGGAGACGUUGGGAGAAUUUGGCGUGUUCUUUACUCUCUUCCUCGUUGGCUUAGAAUUUUCCCCAGAGAAGCUGAGAAAGGUGUGGAAGAUCUCCCUGCAGGGGCCCUGCUACAUGACUCUGCUCAUGGUGGCCUUUGGCUUGCUCUGGGGCCACCUUCUGCAGAUCAGACCCACCCAGAGCGUCUUUAUCUCCACCUGCCUCUCCUUGUCGAGCACACCCCUGGUGUCCAAGUUCCUUGUGGGCAGCGCUCGCAGCGACAAGGAAGCAGGCGACAUCGACUACGGCGCGGUGCUGCUGGGGAUGCUGGUGACGCAGGACGUGCAGCUGGGACUGUUCAUGGCUGUCCUGCCCACGCUCAUCCAGGCAGGAGCCGGCACACACGCCAGGCGUCUCCCUCUCUUUCCCAGCGUCGCCAUGGAGAUCCUGCGGGUCCUGGGGCUGGUCGGGCAGGUCCUCUUCUCGCUUGCUGCAGUUCUCCUCUUCUGUCUUGUCGUGAGGACCUACCUCGUGGGUCCGUACUGCCGGAGGCUGCACGCGGAGAGCAAGGGGAACAAGGAGGUCCUCAUCCUGGGAAUCUCCGCUUUCACCUUCCUCAUGCUGACGGUCACCGAGCUCCUGGACGUGUCUAUGGAGCUGGGCUGCUUCCUGGCCGGAGCCCUGGUAUCCUCCCAGGGCCACGUGGUCGCUGAGGAGGUCGUGUCCUGCGUGGAGCCCGUCCGUGACUUCCUGGCCAUCGUGUUCUUCGCGUCCAUAGGCCUUCACGUGUUCCCCACCUUCGUGCUGCGCGAGCUCGCCGUGCUGCUGGCCCUCACGCUCUCGGUGGUGGCCAUGAAGUUCGCCCUGGCAGCCCUGGUCCUGUCUCUGCUGCUGCCCAAGACCAGCCAGUACGUCAAGUGGAUCGUGGCCGCGGGGCUGGCCCAGGUCAGCGAGUUCUCUCUGGUCCUGGGGAGCCGGGCGCGCAGAGCACGUAUCAUCUCUCGGGAGGUGUACCUCCUCAUCCUGAGCGUGACCACGCUCAGCCUCCUCCUGGCCCCGCUGCUUUGGCGAGCAGCCGUCGCCAGGUGUGCGCCGCGGCCCGAGAGAAGGUCUAGCCUCUGAGGACCGCGGCCAGGCGACCGGCCGGAGCUGGCACCGCGUUCCCGGACCUCAGAGUCUCCCGGAGCCCGCCUCUGCACGCAGUGAUUAUGCACCGUGUACAUGUAACUCUGCGUUUUACAAAUCGCCUUGACUCCUUUGCCUGGAUGUGCCUUUUCUUCAGAAAUUAAUGUCAACUUUCUAUUGUUAUUUCAUCAGUUCAUGUUUUUUUGGUAAGGAAAAAAACUAGGAGGCUUUUUUAUUUAUUGUACAACUUGUAAACCAUUGGUCGAUGUUUGUUAUUAAACGUUUCUGUGACGUGAGCUUUUAAUUCUCACAAUGUGUUUGGAAAGUUACUUUUAAUCCUUAAAGUCUAUGUUUUCUAAAAUGAGACAAGUUCUUCUAAAUGUCUUUUGCUUUUUAUUACAAUUUUAAACAAUACUUUCAUGUCAGUUUUUAUCAGGUAAAUCAUUCUUUUAAAAUAUUUGGUUUUGAAUCACAAGACUAUGCAUUCCUUAAUAAAAAUCAUUUAUGAUCAGUAUAA
Messenger RNA from Orcinus orca (killer whale), 4381 nucleotides. RefSeq names its product transmembrane and coiled-coil domains 3 (gene SLC9D1). The coding region runs from base 1804 to 3861 and encodes 685 amino acids. Gene Ontology annotation, biological process: potassium ion transmembrane transport; proton transmembrane transport. Gene Ontology annotation, molecular function: potassium:proton antiporter activity. The transcript is spliced from 13 exons. Lineage: Eukaryota; Metazoa; Chordata; Mammalia; Artiodactyla; Delphinidae. Gene Ontology annotation, cellular component: membrane. The record is from RefSeq and is a predicted model, not a curated record.